AUGGCUUUCGAGAAGCCUAGGGACACUGUCCAGGCCGCAGAGGCGGCGCAUGCCCAGGCUGUGGUCAAUGCUGCUACUGAAAAGUUGGAGGAAGAAGAUGACCAGUUGGAAUUGGCGUCCCCGUCGGAGCAGGUCGAGCUCACUGAGGACAUGUGCUACGACCAACUGGGAUACUCCUUCAGCGAAACGAAGAAAUGGACCAUCAUCACCGUGAUUUUCUUGGUGCAAGUAUCCAUGAACUUCAACACUUCACUCUACUCCAACGCCCUCUCCGGAAUCUCCGAGGAAUUUGGCGUUUCGAUGCAGGCAGCCCGAUGCGGUGCCAUGAUCUUCUUGGUUCUCUACGCCUUCGGUUGUGAACUCUGGGCGCCCUGGAGUGAGGAAUUGGGCCGCAAGCCCAUCCUCCAGGCUUCGCUUCUCCUCGUCAACAUCUGGCAACUCCCUGUGGCGCUCGCCCCCAACUUCGCCUCCAUCAUGGUUGGCCGUGCCCUGGGUGGUCUCUCCUCCGCAGGUGGCUCCGUCACCCUGGGUAUGAUCGCAGACUUGUGGGAACCUGAUUCACAACAGUAUGCCGUCGCAGCAGUCGUCUUCUCGUCAGUCGCUGGAUCGGUUUUGGGUCCCGUCGUCGGAGGUUUUGUCGAGGCUUUCUUGCCGUGGCGGUGGAACAUCUGGAUUCAGUUGAUCUUCGGCGGUUUCGUUCAGGUCGCCCAUUUCUUCUUUGUCCCAGAAACCCGAACCACUGUAUUGAUGGAUCGCAUUGCCAAGAAGAUGCGCAAGUCUGGCGAGAAGCCCAACAUCUACGGUCCCACCGAGGGCAUGUCUUUCCGUCAGCGCUUCCCACCUCACGAACUCAUGAUGACCUGGAUUCGCCCUUUCAAGAUGUUCUUGACCGAGCCCAUUGUGUUGGUCCUCUCUCUGCUGAGUGGUUUCAGUGACGCCCUGAUUUUCAUGUUUAUUCAGUCGCUCUCGCUCGUGUACAGCCAGCAUGGCUUCAACACCUGGGAGAAGGGUCUGGCAUUCAUCCCCAUUGUGAUCGGUUAUUUCAUUGCCUGGUUCUCCUUCUUUCCGGUGAUCAAGCGAAACAUCAAGGAACGUCGUGACAACCCCGAGAGUGAGCGGGCUCAGUAUGAAUCUCGUUUGUGGUGGUUGUUGUAUACCGCUCCCUGCCUCCCGAUUGGUCUGAUUGGCUUUGCCUGGACCAGUUUGCCACAAUGCCAUUGGAUUGGAUCUAUGGUCUUUGCGGCGAUCAUUGGUAUCGCCAACUAUGCGAUCUACAUGGCUACUAUCGACUACAUGAUUUGCGCCUACGGCCCGUACUCUGCGUCUGCCACUGGUGGCAAUGGAUGGUCUCGAGACUUCCUUGCUGGUGUUCUUACCAUCCCGGCUACACCAUUCUUUGAAAACAUUGGUGGCAAAUACCAUCUCGAAUAUGCCUCGACUAUUCUGUUCUGCAUCUCGGUGCCUCUCGUCGUUGCGGUCUACAUUAUCUACUGGAAGGGCCCGGAGCUGCGCAAGCGCUCUCCAUUCGCCCAGCAGCUCGAGGAUGCGCGAAACCAGAUGCACGUCCAGGUUGCAAGCCGACGAGGAUCCAAGGUUCCUCAGGAAUCGCGCGCAAACUCAUAUGCUCGCUCGCAGCAAGAUCUCCGCAUUCGCCCAACACUGGGCAGCCGCGGAAACUCGCGAGUGAACUCUCAGGCCAAUUCCCGUGCCAACUCUCGGGCCAACUCGCGCCGCAACAGUAUCAAUGCUUAA
This is a messenger RNA of Penicillium canescens, 1752 nucleotides long. RefSeq lists its product as uncharacterized. The transcript has 2 exons. Gene Ontology annotation, biological process: transmembrane transport. Bases 1 to 1752 code for a protein of 583 amino acids. Lineage: Eukaryota; Fungi; Ascomycota; Eurotiomycetes; Eurotiales; Aspergillaceae. Gene Ontology annotation, molecular function: transmembrane transporter activity. The record is from RefSeq and is a predicted model, not a curated record.